This is a messenger RNA of Schistosoma haematobium, 24067 nucleotides long. Its product is annotated as Mitosis inhibitor protein kinase wee1, variant 2. The transcript is spliced from 8 exons. The coding region runs from base 20283 to 21389 and encodes 368 amino acids. NCBI's taxonomy places the organism in Eukaryota, Metazoa, Platyhelminthes, Trematoda, Strigeidida, Schistosomatidae. The record is from RefSeq and is a predicted model, not a curated record.
AUCAAAUUUUCAAAGUGGAACUUUCGUACAUUUGAAACGUACUUUCGAAAUACACAGAUAGUUUCAUUAAUAAGCUAUCUCAUGUCUUCUCACGUAAUCAGAGAAGGUCAUGUUUGUUCCUAUGAUCGAGCAAUAACAACAAAUGACACAGUAAGUUAUCAACGUUGUGAAUUAAACAGCUCAUCCACAAAUGAAAUAUUAAACCAAGAGACUAUGAAUCGUGAAAAACAGGAAGUGGUAGGUUCACCAGACGUUAAAUUUUUGGCACGUUCACUAGUAAAUGACGUUACUCAAGAUGCAUUCAAAGCGGAACUUAGGAAAGACAAUGAAAUACUUCACUUAAGCAAUGAUCAGAAUAACAUUGAAUUAAAUUUAGCAGAAGAUGAAACAUAUGACUCUGAUGACUCUAAUGCAUAUGUGAGAAGACGUGUGGCAGAACUUAACUUGGAAUUAUCGAAGGAAAAAGAAUAUUUUGCUGAUAACUAUGAAAAAAAGACAGGACGUGUCAAUUUUCAUCCACAACUUUUUUAUUCACGGAUAAUAAGCCAGAAUAGUUGUGAAGAUUUAAAUGAUUUCAGCGAAGACGAAAUAAACGAGUUGAAGAAUUUAAGUCAUAAUGAAGAUGAUACAAUGAAUAAGUCAAUUAUGAACGCAAAUCCAAGAUAUUCCCAACAGCGGACGUCCGUUAUACCAGGACCUGUUAAUAUCAGUGAGAAUAACUUAGGUGGAUAUGAGUCUCUCAUCUCAAAAGAAAGUAAUGUAGAGGAGGCCGACAAAAAUUUGAUUGACAGUAAGUUAUCUAUGAAAGGUUUGAAGAUUAAAAGUUCUCUCUGAUGGAAUUGAAGUUAAAUAGACUCAGUAAGACUAAAAUCAGGCUCAAUUAGUUGUUUUAAUCAUUUGAACAAGUUGAUAAUACAUUAUAUGAAGUUAAAAGUCAGUUUUAGUGGUCAUAUGGUCACUGCAAACAAAUAUUGUGAAUAGACUAUUAAGUUAGGGACUAAUAUUUGAUGAAACCAGUAAAGCAAUAGGAUUUUAGUUUGUUCGUCACUUUUUGAUUCAAAGUGUAUGGAAUAAAUCGUCCAUAUAGGUUACAAACUAACUCAAACAAGUAAGCUGUAUGAUGUGUUCUACCACAGCUUAUUCCAACUAGUUCUUUACAUUAUGUAUGAACGGUCACAGAAUAGUCACUUGAAGAGCCAUGCUAAUUCGUAGUCACUGUUAUUUAUUAUUAACUAAAUAGGGAUUUGUUUUUGUUGGUCCAUAGUAUGAUUUAAAUUACUAAAUAAAAGUGUCAGAUAAAAAGGCUUAAAUUUAACGGUGCGAGUGUGCCACUUAUAUUGACAUAAGGAGUAUAUGAUGUUAGUCGUGAACAGAAGUUCUGGCAGCAGAGAGACAAGAGGAUCGAAGAGUAAAGAAUGGAAACAAAAUGCAAUUUGUAUGAAACUGCAAGAACAAUGAAGUCUGAGUCAUUUUGAGACAAUCUAUGGACAUUUUGCAAAUUAAGCAUUUACUUGAUGAUUGUUAGAUUUUAUUAACAAGUCCUGUAAUUUUGUGUUAAAUACAUUCGAUUGUUCCCCACUGGUUUGGGUUCACUAUACGAGAACCUUAAUCACUUAUUAAAGAAUAUGUGUAACUGACUACUUUUAGUCAGAACUAUAAUUAAGGAUUUUAUUUCUGCUUUUUUUACAACUUAUUUAUAAACUCAAGUUAAUUUUGAGAAGGAUUUAUGGGUAGCUGGAGUAUUCUGAUGGAUAAAACAAGUUGAAACAAAUAUAUAUAUUGGUUUAUCCGGCUUCAGCAAAAUAAUUUCAACUUUCACGAAAUUUUUGUUGUUCAGAUAAAAUCUAUAAAUGCGAAAGAAAACUGAUAAGCGUUCGCCACUCCAUUCAUUCUUUGGUUUAACGAAUAGUUUGCUGGACUGUUUUGCUAAUUGUAUAGUUUAUACAAAUGUUACACAUACAGAUGAAGUAACAAGGACGAAGAAGUACCGAAAAACUCCAAUCAACGAGCGAGAUAACAAUAUUACUAAAAUAAUAACUAAGCAUAACAAUAAUGAUAAGCCGUUAACCGAGAAAGCGAAGGAAAAUUCUAUCCAAAUUGCAGAUAAAAAAUCACGUGAACAGAAAUUAUCAAACUGGUUAAGAGCUAAAGUUUUACAAAGAAAAAGUGAAGAGGAAAUGAGACGAUAUGAAAAUGAAGAACAACAACAUCUGAAUGUUGUGCAUUCCAGAGAGGCAUGUGAGCAGGCAUUUAAACAGUGGCUGAAGAGAAAAAAUCGUGAGGCGAAAGAACAAAAACGGAGGGCGAAAGAGCGGAUGAAAAUCACACGACAGUUAAUGAGAGGUAAUCAUGAUUGGCAACAGUUCAUGAAAAACAUCCGAAAAUUCGACGUAUUUAAGAUCCUACUUUGAGCAAAAAUAUUUAAUCCAUUACGUGUUGCACAAUGCAUGUGGUUUCGACAAGUCGAAGCAGAAAUCAUUUUCACGUUCAUUUUUACUCAGUACGCGUUCGAAAUGUUGAAAAUUAGGGUGAGAGUAUUCGAUAUGUUUUAUUGUAACACAAAAUAUGAAGUACUUACUUAUUAAUAGACUCGUCUUAUUCCAAUGUUUACCAAAAAUGUUGAAUGUAAUAUCUUCUAUAUAUGUAAGCCCAGUUGACGUAGCAAGCUAAAACGAUCAUUCAGGGAAGCCCUAUCUACUGCAAUAACUUGACUGCAUUGCCCUCACAAUGCUAGAGUGUAACAUUUAUCUGACCGUCGAAACCGACUGACAGAUCAUCAAGUAGGAUUUUACACAAAUGUGUAGUUAUCAUAUUUAACAUACCAAACGUCUCAAUAAGAUGAAAUUAAUGAUUGAUUAGUAGAAAAUGGGAAUCAGAUGCAGUAGAGAGCUCGAAAUGGAAAACACAAAAAUGAACAAAUAAGGUCGAAUAAUCCAAAAUACAAUGACCACAAUCGGUGUAAUGUGAGGGGAUGGAAGCACAGCUUUAUAUCCAAACUUAGGGUUCGCCAAAGCUGAAAAUAGAAGUACCAUAGGAAAGGUCAGGGACUCGAGAUAGCCUUGAUAACUACCAUUAUCCGUCCAGGCGAUGGGGAGGUGAAAGCCAGAUUGGAGAAUAUUUCAACCAUACAGAUUGUGAUUCUGAAGACUUCAAUUAUCAGUUUGGGUGCUUGCCCAUAGAGAAAUCAUUUCUAGGAUCAGAGGGUGUCGGGUGACUACUGGUCAAAUGAAAUGGACAAUCUUAGGAAGUAUUACGCAGUUUAUAACUAAUUUUGGUUAGUAUCACUACCCAUCUGACGUCUCUGGCAUACUUUGCUGGACAAAGACUGGUGCAUUGACUUUCAUAUGUGAUGCUGUGCAAACCAUGUAUGACUAUGAAUUGUGACAAAAUCACUUUGGGUUUAACUAACAAAUGUCUAGAACAAGUUAGUGUAAACCUCUUAGUGGCACUCACUCUUGCAACCAUAUUAUACCAAACUAACCUAGAUACGAAGAUAGACGUUACUUCGUCGGAAAGUUUUAGAACUUACAGAAAGCGGUUAGAGAAAUCCUGCGAACAUGCUAGGUAUAAGUUACCCCUAAAGUAUUGACUCGGGCACAUGGUAUAAAACAAGUGUUCAAAUUACAAGUACAGUUCAUCAGUUGACUGAUCACUGCACAGUGACCAAUAUCAGGUUAAUCUAAUUUUUCAGUACUGAUAAGAUUUUAUCGAUAAAGUUGCAAUACAGUCAUUAGUUUGAGUGACCACACAUUGCGUGUCCUGUAUUGAAAUGACUGGUGAUUUGAGGUACUUAGAAAGAAAUCCAGGAUCUCCGUUUCGUGCUAGUAGGCACUAGUUAUUACCUCCAAUCUUGAGGGGACUGGUGAUCCCUUUGGGUUUCCUCCCGAAUACCCUUAACCACUUAAUAUCUCAGCAUAGUACAUGCGAAGUCGACAUGUUCAAACUAAUGGUCGUAUUGUAACUUAAUCGAUAGAAUCCGAUCAGCAGCAAAAGACUAAACCAACUUGGCAUUUAUCACUUCAUAGUGGUCAAUCAAUUGUGGAUAUGUCUUAUAGGUUGGUCCCCCUCGAUCUGUUCUCAACUAAUGACAGUUUCACUAUACGUCUUUAGUAUGAAACUCACUCGGGAUAAUUAUGUAUAAUGAUAGAAAAGUGUUAUCUAGUUGCCCACAAAUUUCAUAGUGACCAGUGCUGAAAUUCAAUUCAAUAUACAAUGAGUUUUAACUCUCAAUCGACUGAAAUUUCAUGCAAUAAACUUUAGGUUAGAUAAGUUUCUAACUGGUGUCAAUGGAAGCAGAAAUCCCGUGCAGAAGACUGAAAAAAUGAAGAACUUUUAAUACAAUUUCCAUUUCUUUUUUAAUACAUGGGAUGUACACACUUAACAGGGAGACGUAAUUAUCUUUUGAAACGUGUAAGAAUAAGAUCAAUCCAACUAUGACAUCCUAAUGGAGCAAGAAGUUUGUAAAACUCAUCUAAAACAUAAGAAGAAAUUAGAAAUACAUCAUGCGGAUACGAUAAACUAGUUUACAAAAGCUGCACAAUCAACAUAAAAUUAGCAUACAUACAGGUUAGAUAGUGAAAGUUAAUGACAUCCCUGAAAGCCUAAAGAUUUUCUCCACAACUAUGUAACUAGGUCACAUUCUAUCGUUAUGGCUUACUAUCAAAACCUAGCAGGGAAAACGUUUCGAUCUGUCAGUAUGAAAAAAAACUAGUUCGUCUUUUUAACGAAGAUAAAAAAACUUGCAAAGAUAAAGGUCUAAACAAUAGAUACAGUCUUUUGAAUCAAAGGAACAAGACAUCAUUCUCGUGAAAUCGUAUGUGCAUAAUAAAAAGACAAAUAUAAGCAAUGACUGGAAGAAAAAGACUUGAAUUCCUUAGUUUGAUUAAAUCCUAAAACUUGGUAAUAUGAAAUUCCUAAAAUUUAAAAUCCACAGAAUAGAUGGAAUGUGGCCAACAAUGGAAUCAAAGACGCGCGUUUCUUCCCGCCUAAUCAAAUUCCACUUAUUGCAUAAGACACCAACUGCGUCGAGACAAUCAGCGAAGGAUCCACAUAUGGCAGCCAAUACUGGUCAGAAUCCAUCACACAUGAAAUUUAGAUUGUAUCUUCGAAUAACGUGAGAUGAUUUUAAAAGGUGAAUUUUUCAGAGAAAGGCGUAGGUUUGUGAUUGGAAUUUUGUGCAAACAUGCAUUCUAGUCUAUGUAUAGAAUUAAAAAGUACUUUUAGUGACACAGUAUGUUGUUGGUACCUUUUCAAUUUGUAUUUCAUAAAUAUUAUUUGUGAAUGUAUCACAGACAAGCAACAUGAGAGUGACGAUUCUUUGACACUAUCUGGAGUAAGCAACUUCUACUUGUAAGCGCUAACUAGGCGUUUCUAUAUGAAAGUACAUAUGUAGCAUGCGAUGUUUUCUACAAGAAAACAGUCUAUGACCGUAUCAUUUAGUCAUCGUUGAUAUGCAGGCCUUAAUGACUAGUAUGAUUAAAAAAUUAAGAUGCGGAUGGACGACACUCUGAUCAGCAAUCAAUCGAAAAUACGUUCACAUGAAAAUUUUUGAACUAGUAAGCAAAUAAAUACACGUUACGCAGGUUUUAUUGAUUAGUAUGUUUUUUCUAGCAUAUGUUAAGCAUAAACGAUACGUAUGAUUUAUUAUAGGAUUUAUUUAUGCAAUUGUUUGAAUAGUUACGUUUUCUCACUUAAAGCUCAGCUAGAUAUUUGCAACCAAGCCAAAUCUAGUUGGCCCACUUUUCCUAAUCAUUAACUUUUAGUCAGUACAACGAAACAUAAUCAGUUAUGUAAAAGUUGCAGAUAGUAAAUGUCUUCGUAAUUAUCUACUAUGUAUGAUAAAAGUAUAAUAUAAUAUAACAAUACGGUGAACGCAAUUUUUCUCGUUAUCAAGUUUAAUCAAGAUUAACACUUUAAACAGAUAUCUCUAGAUCGAUAACCGAAAUAAGUUCUAUAAGCAAAGAUGGACGGUGUUUAGCCAUGGAAUCCAGGACGCGUGUUUCGUCCUAUUUGGGACUCGUAAGUUAAAUAUAUCCGCAUUCCAGAGUUGAUGUUCACUCCGGGACAAGUCCCAAAUAGGACGAAACGUGAGUCCUAGAUUCCAUUGCCAGUCACCAUCUUAUUUCCGUCUAUAAUGCUUGUGAAUUCAGGUAAAUAUUGAGGCAAUCCGUACAUAUAUCAAUAAGAGACUGAUCAAUUGCAGUCCUAAACAUCAAUCGGAAGUUUCAAACAAAUAAUACAAAACGAGAAAAGCUCGUUUUAGUGAGAAGAGAUUAUAAAACUAAUAUUAUUUAAAAUGUUUAAAAAAUUACCUGAACUUAAAUUGCGUAUCCGUCCACUAACCCAACAAAUUUGCAUAAAUUCUGCUAAUCGAAUGAUCAUUAGUUCUAAAAAAUCAAUUUGUUUAUCCCCUGACGAUUCAUGUUUCGGUAGCGAACUAAUCAAGUUACACUGUUCAUGAACUUGAGUAAUCAUUGAUUCCAUAUAGUAAAAUUCUUUUGUAUACUCCAUCUUUCGCGAACAUGUAAGAAGCCAAGUUGAAAAUCCAGACUGUCCGGGAACUCCACUGCCAUGACGGUGGGAAGCAAGACUGGCAGGUUCUGACAAACACUUAUGAGUAUGUAGUGAAAUUAAAUAUUAUUUUAUGACAAGAGAAUAAUUUAACUUUGAUGUACAACUAAUCAAAUAAAUAUGAAAAAGAGUUGACCAGCAAAUACAAUACAUUCAUAAGCGAUACUACUAUUGUGAGAAUUAUUGAAAUCUAAAACGAAUGAAUUUCAUGAACAGCAAAUUGAAGGUUUGAAAGCCUAUUAACUCGGAUGAAUCUGCACAAUUUAGAAGAAACCACCUAAUUAUACGAAGUUGUAGUCGUAUUUGAGUAAUAAGAACGUCAGGAGAAUUUUUUUAAACACUAAACGUAUCCCUAUACGUUGAGAAACUGAUGACAUAUUUAGCAAAAAAACAUGAUAGUUUAAUAAAAAGGACAUACUACGAAUCACCAAAUAAGAUAACAAGUUAUCGAUGUUAUUUGGAAGAUCACAAAAUACUUUGAACUGAGUUCCAAGAGUAUAUAUAUAUAUAUAUAUAUAUAUAUAUUCCCAAAAUUGUUCAUAAGAAGUGAAUGAUCCAAGUGCAACUAGAACAAGAUAUUGAUGGACUAAACAAAGAGCCUCAUGUGUCAUAAGAAAAGGUUUUUUUAACUACUUUCUUUAGCUAAGCCAUUCAGGAAACCUGAUGCACAAACACAAAAGGCCUACAACAACGAUCUGCAUUACCGUCCUGAAACUAUCUAAACGAACGCCUCGUCAGUUAAGUUUCAUUAAUUAACGAUGCGAUACGGUAUCCACAGACUAGUUCUAACAAUCAAGUAAUAAUUGAUUGAAGGACGAGUGACCUACAAGCUCAUUUCUCCAAUUGCCUAUGAUAUUUAACCAUGGUUAUAUUGUAUUCAUAUCUUGUGUAAAAGCAUGUUAUUUAAUACAUGAAGAAUCAGUCAUUUGGCUAGUGGUUUUGCCUUUGAUUUCUAAUCAUUCAGGGGGCCUAAGUCAAUUAUACAGUAUCGCGAGUAGCCAUCACUACCACACAAUACCAUUGGGUUCAUCCAACGGUUAUGACAAUUUAAAAUUUCAUAUAAUCAAAUUACAGAAAACAUCCUUCAUAAUACGAUGAUACAGUGUGAGACGCGUUGUUUACAAAAGGUCUUGUUGUCCUUGAGAGCCGAAAAUUAAGUUUCGUGGGAACAGGUUCAAUUAUAUACGAGCUACUUAAAUAUUCUGAAAUGGUGGUUUAAAAAAAGGAAUUCCUGGGAAUAUUGCAUUUUUCACGUUUUGAAUAGCUCACUAAAGACCAUAACCAAUGCAAUGUUGAUAUAAUAAGUACCAGAUAUUAUUUCACAUUAUAUAAGUCUUGUUCAUUUUAUCAGUUUGAAAACCUUAUGAAAUCGAACUAACAGAUAAAUGGCAACGGUACUCGAUUUGAAUUAAGGACUGGACACUAAAUCUAAGAUGCAGGUAUAUUCGGCUAAGAAUUCCUAAAUAAGACAAAACGCGCGUCCUAGAUUCCACUGCUAGCCACAUUUUAUCUGUCCUACAUUAAAUAGCAACAUAUAACCAGUUAUAAUGUAUAACUAGAAAAAAAUUUGAUUUUAAUUUGGUGAAUAAACUACUAGGUAGGAAAAAUACCUGCAGAAGUUCAUAAUGUAGUUCUGAAAUACAGCUGGAUAUCAACUUGCCACUGUCAUCUUGUUUCGAUUUGCAAGAGUAACUGAAAGUGAAUAGGAUAGAUUCAUAGUUAUUAUGACAGGGAGGUGGAGUCAAAGCGUCACAAAAUACACAGAAGCAGUCCCGGUAUAUCAACAUAACGGGGACUUCAAUGUUGAAAGAUUAUUAAGGAACAAAACGUUUUGUCGGUUAUUUCAUGGAACCUAAAACUAAAUUCUGAGGUGCAUUUAAAUUUCCAGUCAACUAACUAGUCACCAGCGGACUAGACAACAAAAACGAAAUCACAAAAUCAAUACGAACCCACCAAAAUAUUUCUGACAUGGAUGAUAAUUUUAAGUGAGUUGUGAUGACUAAAGUGGUGAUCUAUGGAUGAUACGUUGUAAUAGUAAAAAAUGUUUGAUUCAAUACAUAAUUCGUACAGUAUGGAAUAAUCAGCAUAAAAUAUUUCGACAGGGUUCCAUACUUAAAAUCCACUGGAGAAAUAUUUACAUAUGGUUAUAAAAGUCCUUACAACUACAGGUCCAUAUAUUCAUGAACAAAGAUUGCUGGUUAGGUCAACUCUCAUAUUACUUUCAUCGCAAAUUACGCCCAAGAUAAUGUUGCAGAGCUUCUGUAUUCUCCUUCGCUUACAUAAACACUAAUAAAACUUUAGCCACGUUCUGCCAGAGAAUAAUAAAAUGAGAAAUCUGAGUAAAGUUUGUGGCUUUUAUUCGGUCGAAUAGUACUUUCCAGUUAUUUUAAGACUUCCCAUAACCAUACAAAAAUGUAAAAAGAUGCACCACUAAAACUACUGAGAUACAUACAGCGUGAUCGUCAGCAAAGUUAACAAGUGUUUUAGUUGAACACGAAUGAUGAGAGAAAAAAACGUGAACAGUGUCUCGAAGUACACCAGAUUCAGUUAACCAAGAUGUAUUAUGACUUCCUUCAUACAUAUGACUUGGCUCUCUUCCAGUAAAAUAAGAAUAUAGUCUGUUAGUUUUUCAGCUAUCAUUAGCGAAGCCGGUCAACAAGAAACGUCGUCCGAAAAAAAACCGAAGGUGGACGGUCAGUUUUAUAGAACCUAGAACAUAUGAACAUAGGUUUUAGAUAUCAUUACCAUAGUAAGAUUAAAUUGUCGGAGCAAGUCCCAGAGCAGAAGAGGUAGUAAUAGUGGCAAUUUUAACAUUAAGAAUUCAAGAGACCAUUCGAGAAGGCAAUCAAAAAUUGUUAAAUAAUAAAGAAAAAUGUAUGAGGAAUUUCGAAACUAAUAAAUCCAAGAGAAGACAAAUGAUGAAUGCAUCCGUACCUUUACAAACGAUUUUAAAACAUUUUAUUCAGAAUCUCUAACCAUCAAUUACGGAAAUCACUCAGACUCAAAACAGUUGGUCUAGAUUUAACCACGUGGCUUAGGCCAGUAGUCAGUGUCUACAUGGACUGAUGCAUUGUCUUAGUUUGACAGCCCAUAGAUUUAUUCCUACCCAAUCCAUUAUCGCCGCACAUAGACUUAGUCAUAAAAUGGGCAUACGUAAUACAUGUCCUAACUACCUCAGUCGACAAACAUUCAUCACCUCGUCAAUCGAUUUGUAAUCCUUACCGAAUUCCUGUGCGCAUAACCUCGAUAAUCUUAAAAUGCUUCGAAGACAUCUAUGAUCGAAUACUAGUAACAUACGAAUAUAAUACCCUUUACAUUUCAAGGUCUCAUUUCACAGCCAUAAAGCAGAACGGAACGAACUAGCGCUCAUUGUAUUCAUCCUUUAGAUGACUGACGGACUGCCUACUCCACAAGUGACGCAAGUUUGCAAAGGUCAACCGAGCUUUCUGAAUUCUCGCCAAGAUUUAGUCAGACACCAACACAUCGGGACCGAUGAGUUCAACUACAUCAUUCCAAACCAUUAGUUCAGGCGUUGAUGCGGAUCAGUCUUGAAAUAAUUUUGCCCUUAGCGGAAGAAAAAUGCAUCCCAAACGUGUUUGAACUGUUGGUAAAGGAGGUCAGAAAACUCAAUUUUCUCAGCGUCUUCACCAAACAGAACUAUGUUAUCUGUGCAUUCUAACUUAACAAGAAACUUCCUAACAAAUUGGGUCCUGACAGAUUAGACGAUGAGUGUUAAGAUAGUUUUGAAAUUUUGUUCACUGCCAUAAGCUCUUUCAUCAUAUUUGCCUUCGUUGUCCACAACUGCUCAGGAUCAUAGCGUGGAAUUUAAGGCAGUCUACAUUUAAGUUCCCUUUGCUCCUGAUCGUGUUCCCAGACUAAUGGGAUAAGUUUCCAAGCAUCUAUCAUAUAUGUAGACGAUGCUAAAAUCUACUUGUUUUUCCUAAUUUCUCAGUAGUAGUCAUUCGCAUAUAUCCCUGCUCUCUUCAUGACAGUCUAAAUAUCAUCCUAAGCCAUAUUGUGGCGGACAUCACCUCCGUAACUAACUUAUUACUUUUCUGCUUGUUCCUGUAAAAUAUAACUGUCUUUUACAUUAUUAAUUCGAAAUCUGAGUGGGUUUUUUUGUUGCUUUUCUGGGUCUAGUAAGAGCACGUGCUCGUGUUUGUCACAGAGUCUCUAGUUACUGGCCAGAAGGUUAUUUUGCAAAAUUCAAUCAUGUAACCGGCAUCUAUUAACACGAACUGAUAGUGUGUGUUGAUUUAAUCCCUAGAGACCUAAAAAAAACAAGUGUUCUAGCCAGCAAGGUUUAAUCUGGUUGCUACGACAGGUGCGUCCAACCACUACGUUAAGAUAGCAGCCAAAGUUGGGAAUCGGAGCUAGAAGUAUGGUCUGGAAACGUACAUUCAACACACUUAAUAACUUCGACAAUGAACAUUGCACUAUGACGUAAGAUAACAACAUAAAAAGUAUUUCUGAAAUGAUUGUACUUAAACUGACAUGAAUUAUUAUGGUCUUUCCACGAAGGGUGACAAGAAGUAAUGGUAGUUUUUCGAUCGUUUUAAGGAAAUAAACUUCUAAACUUGACAUGUUUAUCAUCAUUCAAGUCCUUUAUUAUUUCAAUGAAUUUAAUUUCCUUCUACAUUUUCUGCAAUAAGGUCAUAGAGAUCUACUCAAUAAAGAUGUUAGUUAUUACACAAUGUAGAACGUUAAUACGCUGCACAAACAAGUUAUGAAUGUCGUUGUGUUCUCACAUUACAGUGAAUUAAGCAACCUGAAACAUUUCAUAACAUUAAUUUCCGUAAAUCAAUCUGUAAAAUUCUGCCUUAAAAAUCAAAGAAAUAGGACACGUCCCAUCACUUCCUCACAUACUGAAGAUUAGUUUAUGGCACAAACGGCUUGGCGGAUUUCACAAUUCUACCAUUUCAUUACGGUAUACUUUUCGAGUAGUUUCCCCAUUCUUGAAAAAUGUUUACAAGAUUAAAGUUCACGAGUAUAUAUUACAAUCAGAUGAUAGGAUUCUCAACUUUCCGGUAAAUUCAAACUUAGAACUGCACCAGAGUUCUUUUUCUUUGCAAUCCAUCUUUUCUCCUUUCAACCUUUUAGUUUACGAGCUAGUGAAGGAGAUCAAAUCUUAUAAAAGUUAUAUCGUAAAGACAAAAGAUAUCAAAGUAGAAAUUAAGUUAACAGGUAAUAAAAAUACUGUGUUUUUCGAUGAAAUAUUUUUGAAGGAAUCUCAGCCGGUGGUGCGAAAAGUAUUUUUCAGAUCUUGAGUGUUAUUGCUUGGGUAUCCCCCAGAUAUGACGUUCCUUGCCUGAUAGAAAAAGGUAUUCUUCCCAUUCUUACCAUAUAAUAUUAGCAGAACACAAGUUAAACAAUGACCAAACGGAGCCCUGAUGAGAGUCUCCUACACUACCUAAUAAAUAAAAAACCAAUUCUAGAAAAGCAUUCAAACGAACUAAGAAUUUGACAAGGUUCUGGUGACUGAAAGAUGCCAGAAGCCUGCAAUUUCACGAAUUGAAAUAGCUACAUACGACAUGUGGAGAACCUCUGAAGACAUUAGCAGCAAAACAAGUGAAUAUUUUCGACGUGGUAGUGAGAGUAAAAUGUGAGUGGUCAUUGAGCAUGGACAAACAGGAAAUUAGCCUACCGAAUAUUAAAUUUGUGAUUUUCUUUCCUCCCAUUGAUUUCUACUCCGGACCCACUGAGUAUGACUGCUAGUAACUGUUUUGAAUAAAGUAUUAUCUAGUUUUAAACGGCUUCUCUACUCAUGGUCGUAAAUUGUGCAUCUGAUAUAACAUGAUCUAGUCCAUGCAUAGCGUAUUUAUCGGGUAUCUAGUCUAGCGGUAGUAUACCCUCGGUCACUAAUCUUAUUAUCGUACUAUUGUAUUAUCGUAGUAUACCGCAGAGAAGGUGAAGAACAUUUUGAACUAUCCGCUAUAUGAAAAGUUUAGUAAAAUGGAAUAGUGCGGAUAAAGUACAAUCACAAGUUACAUACAUGUCGGUAACAAAUAUCAUAUUCAUUCGAAUGUUUUGGGAGAGGUGUCAAAGUAAGACUGUUAACGAUCAAAGUAGACUAUUUGAAUUCAAAUCUAUUCAUACUUAUUAAAAUUAGACUCAAGUUGGUACUUUCUACACAAGACGGUGGUAUCAUCUAAUUUCUCUUAAAUGAUUAUAAUAGUGCCCGAUAUUUCGUCUCUGAGGUAAGAACGGACAAAUUUUAGACCAUUUGGGUAUAAGAAAGCUUUCUGAAAGUUAAAGCAUAUGUAAAAGCUGUUCAAAAAGAUCAUGGGAGAAACUCAUGAACACUACCUCGUAUGACCCACUAGCUACGCAUUUGUGGACGAUUGUAACCAACUCACUAAAAUCUAGUAUCUAAUAAUUACGAUGCAAUCGAAGUGAAAUUUGUUGUGAGCCUUUAUUUACCUGUUAUUCAAAAGAACCAUCUGAAGCCAUAGCUGAUUCAGAACGAAAAUAUAGUUGGUUUGGUAUCCUUUUUAAAGAUUCACUGUAGUUAUUGGUUGGGAAGCGGUGGAAUAGUGUUUGGUUGAGGGGUACAACUUUCAGCCACUAGGCCCUAGAUUUGAACACCGCUCCACCUUUUUCGGUUUGGGCGAUCGGAUAGCAUUACUAGACCAAACACUUAGAGCGGAUCUCGAAAAGUGAGUUAAUUUAUCUAGUUGUUAGUUACAAGAUUUCAGAGGAUAAGAUUAUGUAUCUUAAUGGGAAACAAAAGAAGCACAAUUUUGAUAAAAAUGUUGCAGUACACUACAAAAGGUAAAAUCGAGAAGGCAUGGAAAUAAAAAUAAAUAAAUAUAAUAAUAAAUUACCGCAUUAUAUGUCUUAGUGGUUCAAAAAUAGUCCACCAUAUUAGGCAAAGUGGGGGAGGUGGUUGAAACAUCAAAAUCUGAUCAACAGAAAAGCGGGGAUGGUUGAGAAACUUAUAACGUCUAGCUGCACUUGGCCAAUCUAUACUGGUCCAGCUGCUGAGUGGAUUAGUUCCAGGUUGAUGCUGCUUCGAAAUCCUCGAAAGUCUUAACCAGUUGGAGAUACAUAAAAUAAUCUGCGGAGGAGGAAUUUUGGUUGCUUCGUGCGUUACAGGAAAAUUGCAAACGGAUGAUUCUAAAGCGAAACAUUUUGAGUGAUAGUGUUCAAACUUUUUCACGUACCUUUUAAGGCAAAUAUGUUUUAAUUUCCAUAGCAAAAUACACUAAUUAUUCAUUUAUGUCACAUGACUGGUACUUUUGUAUAUGCUAUCAGUUUAUAUGUCAAUGAGAAGUUUAUGCUUCGUGAAUUUAAUUUAACUUUGGAUUGCAAACAACUAUUAAUGUUUUACUGUAAGACCGUUGUCCUUAGAAAUAUUUACCAUCCACUACAUUCGGGGCUUUAAAUAUUUCCAUUAAAUUUGUCUUAAGUGGUCACUUAAAAAUUACCUGGAAAUCAUAUGAUUCCAGAUAAAUUCAAAUUUAUUAUCUGAACAAUCCUGUAAACUGACGUGUACUCUUUAAUAAUUUUCAAAAAAUAUCCUGAUUCAUGUGUAUUCGACGACAUGGCUCAGCAAAUAGCUCUACAAGGUAUACUGCCGGUACCAAGUCCGAAUAACAGGGGAGGGUUGAGCAUGGAAUUAGUAACCACAUCACGUAGAAAACAAACUUUUUAAAACCACUAACCAGAAAAAACAAUUUAAGCUAUUUAAACCCUGCUCUAGUAGUUGAGGGAUUUUCGUCUAGAAUUAUUAUGACGCCUCAUGGUGAAAGUCGAUAUUCUUCGGAAGUCACCAAGCUAACGUCCUUUCUAACAACCAGAGCAACAAUUAAUAUAGGUACAUGAAAUGUUCAGACAAUGUGGUAGACCGGGAGGACAGUCAAACAGCUGUCUGAAUGAGACACAACUUAGCGGUGCUCAUAUUAAUUGAAACCCAUUGGAAAAAAGCUGAAUAGAAAAAAUUAGCCUCGGUAGAGGUGCUGUUAUACUCUGGUCAUGAAGAAAUGAAUGCUUCGCACACACAAAGAGUUGCUCUAAUGCUGUCCAAAGAAUCACGAAAAACACUUGUUAGAUGGGAAUCUCAUGGAUCCAGAAUCAUCAGCAAAUUCUUCAUAACAAAGGAGGCAAUUACUAAGAGUGUUACCUAAUGCUAUGCACCCACCAAUGAUAGCAACGACGACGAUAAAGAUCAGAUUUAUGAGAUGCUGCAGUCGAUCGUAGAGAAGUACCCAGAAAAAGAUCUGACAAUCCUGAUGAUAGACUUGAAAGCCAAAAUCGGAAUGGACAACACCGGAUAUGAAGAUAUCAUGGGGCGACAUGGACUGGGAGAGAGAGAGAGAAACGAGAACGUUGUGAGAUUUACAAAUCCAUGUGCAUUUAACAAAAUGGUUAUAGGCGGCACAAUCUGCGCCCACAAACGCAUACACAAAGCUACAUGAGUCUCACCGGAUCAUACUACACAGAACCAGAUCGAUUAUAUUUGCAUCAGUAAAAAAGUUCAGAAGGUCAAUGGAAGAUUUGAGAACCAGGAGAGAAACUGGGAUAACUUCAGAUCACCACGUGGUAGUUGCCAAUAUGGAACUGAAGCUAAAGAAGCAAUGGAUGACUGGAGAAACAGCGUUCCUUCGACAUACUGACAAUCUCAACGAAUUCAAGAUAACUCUCAACAACAGGCUCCAAGCCUUACAAGAUCUAUUGAAAGAACGAGAAACUACUAUGGAGGACAACUGGAAAAAGAUCAAAGAAGCACUAACUUCAACGUGAUGGGAGGUUCUGAGCCGCAAGAAGCAUCAUCAUAAGGAAUGGAUUUCUACCGAAGCCUUGAGCAAGAUUCAAAAAAGAGGAAGAAGAAGACAGCAAUUAACAACAGUCGAACAAGAACAGAGAAAGUCAAGGCACGAACUGAAUACAUAGAAGCAAAUAAGGAAGUGAAGAGGAGCAUUAAGGUCGACAAGCGGAAAUACGUGGAAUAUCUAUCAGCGACAGUGGAAAAAGCUGCAAGAGAGGGAAAUAUGAGACAGCUAUAUGAUGCAACGAAGAAACUGGCAGGGAAAUAUAGUAAACCAGAGAGACUAGUCAAGGACAAAGGCAUUCCGACCAUUGAGAUUCAAGAACAAAAGAGCAGAUGGGUAGAGCACUUUGAAGAACUCUUGAAUAGAUCAGCCAAACUGGAUCCACCAGACAUCAAAGCGGUACCUACGGAUCAUCGUUGAACAAUCAAAUGAAUGAAACUCGUCACUAUACACCAACUUCCUUGACUAUGAGAAAGCAUUUGACAGAGUGGAUAGGAGAACAUUAUGGAAACUUCAUCGACACUAUGGUGUACUCGAAAAGAUCGACAAUAUCACCCGGAAUUCAUACGAUUGACUACAGUGCAAAGUGGUGCAUGGAGGACGGUGAGGACCGGAGUCAGACAAGGCUGCUCACUUUUCUUUUUCUUCUGGUGGUUGACUGGGUUAUGAAGACCUCGACAUCUGAGGGGAUGCGCGGAACAAAAUGGACAGCUUGGAUGCAACUGGAUGAUUUGAACUUCGCAGAUGACCUAGCUCUUUUAUUCCAUAUACAAGAACAAAUAUAGAUGAAAACAACUAGUGUAGCAGCAGUCUCUGCAUCACUAGGCCUCAACAUACAUAAGGGAAAAAGCAAGAUCCUGAAAUACAACACGGAGUACAACAAAACAAUCACACUUGAUGGAGAAACUCUGGAAGAGGUGAGAACUUCCACGUACCUGAGAAGCAUCAUCGAUGAACAAGGAGGAUCGAAUGCAGACGUAAAGGCAAGGAUUGGCAAAGCAAGAGCCGCAUUCCUACAAUUGAGGAACACUUAGAACUCGAAACAACUGUCAACCAAUAUCAAAGUGAGAAUCCUCAAGACGAACGUCAAGACAGUUCUACUGUACGAGCUGGAACUUGGAGAACUACUACAAACAUCAUUAAAAAUGUACAAGUAUUUAUAAACAAUUGUUUACGCAAGACACUCAAUGUGCAUUGGUUGGAUGCCAUCAGCAACAGUUUACUGUGUGAAAGAACAAACCAACUUCCAACUGAAGGGGAAAUCAGGAAAAGAUGUUGUAUGUGGAUAGGACAUACAUUAAGUGGACCAUCGAACUGCAUCACGAAAAAGCCCCAACUUGGGAUCCUGAACGGAAACGGAAACGUGUAAGAUUGAAGUACACAUUACGUCGAGAAUUGGAAGCAGACAUUAGAGGAGUGAAUAGCAACUGGAAAGGAUUGAUCAGGACAGAGCUCGAUGGAGAAUGCUGGUGGGAGGCCUAUGCUCCUCCAAGAGUAGUAACAGGAGUAAGUAAGUAGAACUCGAGCACUGAUAUACAAGUAGUAGCCCCCAGUAAUCUUAUGCACACUUCUAGUACACUAUGCAGGGACAGAAACUGCUAAAUGAUGUCCCGACUGACGAAGUCGAAUGUUGCAAUUAGAUGAAAGAGUAUUAUCACAGUCGGCCUUCCUUUUAAAUUCCAGAACCUAAUGAUGCAUAUUUGGCUAAUACAUCAAGAGUUAUGUCUGAGAAAAUCUUUGUUCCUGAGGGUAUUCAAAAGAACUUUCCCAUAUUUCAUAAUAAUUAACAAAUUAUUCUGAAAUUUCACCAUUAUUUAGCUUCAAUGAACUACCACAUCACUAUCUGAUAGUUAAAAAGUGCGAUAAAGCCAUUUAUUACAUUUAGAAAAACAACUUUUCCUGGUUUUUAUUUCAACCAUAUUUUAACGUGUUCCUUUUUAUGAGUUUACGGUAAAUUCUAACUAGGCACACGAAAAAUUAUAUUAAACUUGACUAAUUACAACAGGGUUCCCACGCGAUUUUAGAAUAUUAAAGAUUCCCAUUGUGAAAAUUAGAACAACACAUUUAAGCUAACAAUUGUUUUCAAUUAGAUCGUCAUCAGGCUUUACUCUAAUAUACAUGAAUAUUUAUACGAAAAUUUUAAACCAAUCAAGGCAAUAUGGGUCAAUAAUCAAAAUGAAAUAGAAUUAGUCUCUACACAUAAUAGGUAAAAGUACAAGUUGAUAGUAGGAAGACAGGUGAACUGAUAAUAGUGAGAAUAAUAAAAUACUAUAACAAAACUCUUAGAUAAAUCGAAAUCACUUCAAGUUAUCUAUCGUAUACCUCCAUCAUUUCCCGACGGAGUUCUUUCCCGCCUUCUACAUAUAGCUGAAGCCAUUGGAAUUCGUACAUAUAACCCCAAUUUAUGUGUACAGAAGAAAUACGUAACCCCCCUAUCUCUUCCAUGGCCAGUUAUAACUUAACUAACAAUCUUUUAAAAUUUUAUUAUUAUCAUUAUUUAUUUUAUUCUAUUUGUGUUAUCGUUAACCUUAUUUCCACAUCCAUUAUUUGUUUGUAAUUUUCCGCCUCAUUGUAUUCUUCACUAUCUAAUUAUUUACACACAUCUCAUUACGUAAUGAUUUUAAUGUUUUGUGAUUACUAUUCCUAGUCUAUUUACCCAUGUUUGUUUGACCUUCUAUUUCCAACGUUUAACUAUUGAUAAGAGUUUUGUUAUAGUAUUUUAUUAUUCUCACUAUUAUCAGUUCACCUGUCUUCCUACUAUCAACUUGUACUUUUACCUAUUAUGUGUAGAGACUAAUUCUAUUUCAUUUUGAUUAUUGACCCAUAUUGCCUUGAUUGGUUUAAAAUUUUCGUAUAAAUAUUCAUGUAUAUUAGAGUAAAGCCUGAUGACGAUCUAAUUGAAAACAAUUGUUCGCUUAUAUGUGUUGACUAAUUACGUUGAAAAUAAUCCUACGCAACAGUCUUUGUACCAUCAUGAACAAUAGCCACUAGGAGGUAUACUGCAUAACAACCCUAGCUUGGACGUAUCAGUGACAAAGCUAAAUAAGUCUUCACAAAUCAACAAUAUGAGAAACCGAACGUUAUGAAAAAUAAAGGUAUUAUCUAGAGAAUUACUCUCAUGUAGGCAGUAUACUUCAAGAAACUAAGUUUAUUAACAAUAUAAAGAGAAAACAGUAAACUUAACUUUAAAAGCUUACUUACUUAGGGAAGGAUAGAACCCAUAAACCAAAGUAACUCCAGACAAAAAUGCGUCUGCGAAUACAGGUGAUACUGAUGGGAUAGUGUAUAAUGGGUUGUCUUUGUUUGGAUCUCCACUCUGGAUAAUAUCGUUUUUCGACAAUGUUGGAUUCGAAGUUAAUGGAGAUGCCUGUAUACUGAGCAUAUCGGAUGUAAGCGCUGUAACAAACUCCUCAAUAAUUUCAUACGAAAUGUAAGGUAAAUAAUUAGCUGACUGUAGUGCUGAGGAAGCAUAAAGUUGGCAAACUCGGACCUUAUAAUAAAAAAAAUGUAUUACUCAUCUUUGAGUAUUAGAAAUGUUGGUCAAAUUGGAAAAAAAACAAAGACGAACUAUGGAACAGAUUUAAAUUCUUGUAUAAUCGAUUAAAUGAUAAAAAAUUCAUUUAAACUACUAACUUGACUUUUUAGGUAUACGCAAACCAUACGCAGCAAAAUCAAUUCCUAUAACUGGAAAGGUUGGUCGCAGGUCAAAUAACGUGGACCUUCUACUGCAACUGUGCACAGACCACAACCUGAUUCUGGCUAGCACUAACUUCCGACACAGUCAUAGCCGUUGUGCCACCUGGCGUCCUCCCUCUGCAUCUAAAACCUGGACUCAGAUUGAUCACAUCGCGAUCAGCUACCGUUGACGUGGUUGUGUACAAGACUGCCGCUCCUUUUGGAGUGCCUAUCUGGACUCUGAACAUGCCCUUGUUUGCACUAAUCUCACCUUACGUUGCAUUGGUCAACAAACUCAUCAUCCCGAAUAGAUCGAUGUCAGUAAAUUGGUUGCAGCUUCUGGUGCAACUAAAUAUCAAACCGAGCUGGGUUCAAGGCCAGAUACCAUCUUACCGAAGAGUAUAGAUGAGCAUUGGCUGCAUUUGCAUGGCGCCAUGAAAGUUGAGAGUACAUUUGCUUGCGGUUUCGCGGAACGUCCCGCUUAUAAGCACUUGGUUUCUACAGGCUCCUUACAACUCAUUGGAGCCCGUCGAUCUACUCCGAGUGAUCGUGAGUUUGACCACAAACGAAGACUUUUACUUAACGAAAUUGGGUAAAGCUUACGUAAGGACCGAGAAGCCUGAUGAUCGGAGCGUACCAAUGUGUUGGAAGCAGCAGCUGCAUCUGGUAACUGCCGGAAGUCCUCUCAACUCACCAGUCACUGGCAGCAAGAAGUCUGGUGUGAGAGGAACGAUCUGUGAAGAUAACGGGAUGCCAUUCACUAACAUCUAUCGACAUCUCGGACGAUGGGCAGAGUUUUCUGAGGAGCAGUCCAAACGAUCUGCUGUCCCGGCAACAUCGAUCAGACUGUCCUACACUCCAUGGCCUGUGACGAUUGAUCCACCAAAUGAGGCGGACGUUCACAAGGAACUUCAACUUUUGAAGCGCUACAAAUCUCCGGGCCCAGAUGACUUACCUCCGGCUCUUUUUAAAGAUGGUGGUGACUUUCUGACUAAGGAAUUGACGACGUUGUUUACAAAUGUUUGGGAGUUAGAGAGUGUUUCAACAUCAUGGAAUCAGUCGAUAGUUGUUCUUAUCUUUAAAAAGGGUUUAUAUUGUUAUUGUAACAACAAUCGGGGGAUAAGUCUACUUUCGAUUGAGUCCAAACAAUUGGUUUCUAUCAUACUUCGUAGAUUGUUCAAAACCCGAGAAAAAUGAACUCGCGAGAAGCAGGCUGGGUUUCGUUCUGGUCGAGGAUGUAUUGAUCAUAUCUUCACCCUCCGCCAAAUGUUAGAACAUCGCCAUACUUUUCAAAGGCCAACAAUCGUAGUGUUUAUUGACAUCAGGGCUGCCUUCGAUUCGUUGGACAGGACUGUUCUCUGGGAUUGUCUAUUGAAGAAGGGUGUGCCUGAGAAGUUUAUUACCAUCCUAAAAGCCCUAUAUACAAACACCUCAGGCAGAGUGAGGGCAUACAACCACCUCUCUCCAUUGUUCCAUUCGAGCAGUGGGGUUAGGCAGAGUUGCCCAAUCUCACUAUUCCUCUUCAACUUUGCUAUCGAUGACAUUCUGGAAACAGCUCUGAUGGAUGUAAGUAAUGGCGGUGUGGAUCUGUUGCCUGGAGAAAGACUUCUCGACCUUGAGUAUGCGGAUGAUAUUGUCUUACUGUGCGAUAAUGCCCAAGACAUGCAAUCCGCCUUUAAUCAGUUGGCAAUCAGUGUCCGUAAGUAUGGUAUGUGCUUUGCACCUUCGGAGUGCAAAGUACUUCUACAAGACUGGCAGGAUUCCAAUCCUGUACUCACCCUGGAUGGUGAGCAGAUAGACGUAGUCGAGAAGUUCGUGUAUCUGGGUAGCUGCACAAUUGUUGGUGGUGGCAUGAGUGAUGAGAUCAAUCCACGUAUAGUGAAAGCCAGAGCGGCUUAUGCCAAUCUGGGCCACUAUUGGCGCCUCCGUGAUGUUAGUCUGGCUGUGAAAGGUCGGAUCUACAACGCGUCGGUGAGAGCAGUUUUGCUCUAUGCUUGUGAAACCUGGUCUCUCCAAGUUGAGGGCGUUAGAAGACUCUCUGUGUUCGAUCAUCGCUGUCUCCGAAGGAUUUCUGACAUCCAGUGGCAACACCAUGUCAGUAAUGGAGAGGUUCGGCAUCGUGUGUUCGGGCACAGAGAUGAUAAUUCAAUUGGUGUUAGCAUCUUGAAACACCGACUUCGGUGGCUUGGACAUGUUCUCCGAAUGUCGUCCCAGAGAAUUCCAUGUCGUGCAUUAUUUGCCGACUCUGGGACUGGUUGGAACAAACGAAGAGGUGGUCAGUGUAUGAUACGGUGUCGUGGUACGAAAGAAAGCUGUACAGGACUGGCUUCUGUUGGUCCUUCACGACUCCCUAGUUGGGGUCCUAGAGAUUGAGCAACACAAUGGUUUGAUACGUUAUCAGGCCUGGCUCAGAACAGAAGCCAGUGGUGAUCCUGCUGUAACCUUCUUUUACUUUCUUCAUAAAAAGUGACCGUAACUUUAACUGAAAGAAUUCUUUCUGUUUGUAUCUUUCUGUUUCCCCCAUUAUUAUUAUUGCACUACUAUACACUAAGUUGUGGUCGUUAUUGUUCUUUUUUUCUCGUUUUAUACGCACCCUACAUUAUCUCUUCCCAUUCCGAUUAUUAUUGUGUGCUGCAUAUGUAUCCAGUCCCCCCCCCGUGUACCAAUAUUUAUGUGUUCAAAUAAGUAAAUAACACAUAAACACAUGUUUAACAAUAUAGCCAUAAUAGAUAAAUUAUUCUUAAGUAUGAAGAUAAACUCGAAGAGCUAGAGGAAGAUUCUGACUAAACAUAAUGGUCGCAAUGCGAUACCAGGCGACUGUAGCUCACUUCCCAAUGGGUCAGUCAGUCAAAGCGUACAACUUGUGUGCAUGUACAUGGGUUCAAGUUGCCAAACCCCGUUAGCACAGACAGAUGUUGUCAGGUCAAAUACCAGAAUAGAAGAGGUAGUAAUAGCGUCAAUGGUAAUGGGAAAGGUCAGGCAUCGAAUAUACAAGUCGAAAAAAAAUAAAUUAGCGAAAUAAAAACAAAAAGGCUUAUGAGGUUCGAAUUUCAGGAGUUAGGGGAAGACAAAGAUUGAAUGGAGGUGCGAGAUUGCAAGCGAUUUUGAGUCCUGUCAUUCAGUCUCUAACCACUGGUUACGAUAAUCACACAGACCCCAACCAGGUAGUCUGUACCUAUAAGAAAGGUCAGUCAGUCAGUUACAAAGUAGGACCAGGCACAUCUAUACAUCGGUCCAAGUUGCCAUACCUCAUUAACACAACAAGAUAAACACCAAGUUCGUAGAAGUAGUUAUUUCAAUGGUAGCAGAAAAAAGAUUCAAUAUGUUAGGAUAAGUCAGUUCAAUUGUCAGUGACUUCAUGGACUGACUGAUACAAUAAUGGUGACAAUUAGUAAAGGUGUAUAAAUCUGAAAAAGCCGCAUCAGAUAACGUUUAAAAACGGACAUAUGUUUUACAGAGUGGCAAGGACUUACAGGAACAAAGCAGGAAUGUCUAGUUUGGGAAAAUGCAGUUUAUCGUUAUAAGGUGAGCAUACUGAAUAAAAAUAACACUAUCAAUGAUGAUUUAUCCUUUGCAGACAUGAUUCAUGGUUCCUACUUCUUAGUUCAUGAAGUCAUCCAUCUAUUUUAAAAGAUAGUUUUAAUGUUUAGUAUAACUAACAUUGAUACCCAUUUUAUUCUGAUCCUGUCGGUCAAAAUAUGGAAAUCUAUUUUUGGAUUUAACGGUUUUUGUUUGUACUGCUACUGGGUCAGCCAUGAACAAUUUAGGCUUGAUAAAACUCCUAGAAUUGGUAAGGGUCGAAUUACUUUACGUCCUAUUGCCCAGCCAAGAAUCAGACCAGUCCUGAAGCAACGUUUUAUUCUUAAAUGAAGAGUAAAGCAUCUCAGACAUUUUCUAUCCAAGGCAUUUGUAACACCCUUCGCUUUAUUCUUACCACCAAACAGAACUAUGGUAUCAGGAUACUUCAAGUUGUGUGUGGAAAAUCAACCUCUAAGAAACCAGACGAACGAGUUGUUACUUUUAGGAAUAUACCGAUUCUACAGCUGAGUGAAGUGAUACUAACCUUGAUGAUUAUGACUCGUAAUGUUUCACUUAGAUGCCCUGAUUGGACCCCCGACCGUUGUUGCUACCUUGACGUGGUAGUCGGGCUUGCCUAUCGUGAUGAAGCAACCGAGCUAUACUGGCUGGAACAACCGUUCCUCAAGGUCCUACCAUGUCAGACAAGUCGGUUGAAGAGCGGUAAAACUAAAAGCAACAAACCCAAGGUCCGAAGGCGAAGUCGUACUGCUGACUGUACAGAGGUAUGAUAGCAGUAAGGUGUUUCCUUCAGACAACCAGCAUCACAGCGAUGCUGCCUUCCCACAAGAAGGGGUGGGGUUAGAAAAGGUCCACCCUAAAAAUGCACACCUCACCUUACCUCACGAAUUUCCGUCUCCGGCGGUAAGGCCCUUUGAAGAACGGAGCUAACACGUCAAAAACCUCCCACGAAAAGGCCGUGCGCGAUCGGCCUCAAGCAGUUGUCCCUUGGGCACUGCGGUCACGCUCUCAGGUCACUGAGACAACCUCUAAUCCAAUUUCUUUUUCAGGUACCUCUAGAAGGACCCUCCCACGGUAUCGCCAACCGGGAAGUGCGUAUUUCUAGGAUGGGAAUAGCUCAUAUCUAAAUACUAAUCAGUCAAACUAAUAUAAAGGAAAAAUUAUUAGAAAGAAUGGUUAGGGAUAAUAUGUUUAGUCAAAGAUGGUCAUAGUCUGUUGACUUCGGAGCAAAACGGAUUUCGUAAAAUGCAUUCCUGACUCACUAACUUACUGUUAAAACUGGACAACAGGGUCUACCUAUCAAUGUACUGACGAAUUUCAACGAGUCAUUAGAAAAGGUAUCUCACUCAAGAAGUCUUCCAACUCCAGAACGACAGACACAGUAAACUAUGGAGUCAGAAAUUUUCCUUGCAACCGAAAACAUUGGGUUGAUAGUAAAUAGGAUGCUGGGUUGGAGUGUGUAGAAAGUAAAUUGUAGCUAGGUUUUAUCCCCGUGUCCCCUAUUAUUUAUACUU